CAAGAACCAAAAACAAGAAAAAAAUUCAUGAAUCCUCCUCCAUAAAUAAGGUCAACCAAAGUCUUCCCUUUCCAUCUGCCCCUCCCUUGGUCAUUAUUGUUAUUCAUUGCAAUUGAUUCCUGAUGCUUAGACAUAUACUUAUAGCUUCCAGUAUACAGGGAACAAACCAGUUUCAAUGGAAAAGUUGCUCUUCCUUUACUUACUCUUACCUUUGUUUCUAACACUCCAGUUUUAUCCUGUUCCAAUUCUGUCCCAUCCUUAUAAUUUUCCAGAUAAAUUCUUCAUCAACUGUGGGUCGGGUUCUAGUUUGCCACAAUGCGGCAACAGGAAGUUUGUUGGUGACAAGAAUCCCAAUUCCUUCUCUGUUGAAAUCAGCAAAUAUGUCCAAGACACUAACCAGUCCACAACAGAGUUGUCUCUCUACAAAGCAACAAGGUUUUACAGAUGCCCAUUUUCGUAUGAGUUCGACAUCACUGACAAAGGCCUGCAUGCGGUACGCCUUCAUUUUUUUCCAUUCUUGUCCAACAAGGCUAAUCUAGCUGAUGCUUUAUUCAAUGUUUCUGCUUCCAAUAAGUCUCUGGUAUCCAAUCUCAGUUUCAGAAACAUUACUUCUUUCCCUUUGAUCAAGGAUUUCUUGGUGCCUAUCAAUUCAGCCAGCUUUAGAAUCUACUUCAUCCCUGCAUUUAGAACAUCUUUUGCUUUUGUGAAUGCUAUAGAAGUUUUUCGUGUUCCAAAUCUUAAGGACAACCGAAUUCAUGUUACUUCAACAGGAAAUAAGGGUCCUUUCAAAGGCUUGACCUUUCAGGUACUUAGAACAGUUAUGAGGGUUAAUGUUGGGGGUCAAUCAAUUAGUGACCAAAGUGCUGCGGCAUCAGUAUGGUUAGCUGAUGAUGACUAUAUAUUUAUUGGAAAUUCAUCAAAAAGGUGUACCUAUCUGCAGAAUGGUAAGGUAAACUAUGUUGAUGAAGAAAUACCUAACGAAAACUUUACUCUAGCAUCUGAAAACUUAGUUCCAAAGGCUGUUUAUAUGUCUUGCAGAAAAGUAAUCUUAAAUGAUGGACAAGCAUCAAAUUCUACUAACAUUACUUGGCAUUUCAAAGUCAGUAAGAAUGCCCGUCAUCUUGUUCGGGCUCAUUUCUGUGACAUUAUUGCUCCGGGGGUUAACACAGUGUAUUUCGGUCUCUUUAUAUACAGCAAGUACAAACAAGAAAUUAGUCCUAAUGAGGAUUCUGGUUUUACAGCAAUUCCAUUCUACUAUGAUUUUGUGGUUGACUCGGGUGAUUCUGACUUUAUUGGUAUUAGUGUUGUCCUUGGGGAGGAGUUAGCGACAGAUAUAUAUGCUUACCUGAGUGGACUCGAGAUCAUGGAGUUUAUCAAAGAACCAGGCUUGGAACUAGAAAUAAGGCAACCAAAAGGGAAGCGUGCAAUAUUUAUCAUAACCGGUUCAGUCGUUGGGUUUCUUGUUAUCUGUGGCUUGUUGGUGUUCUCCUUGUUGUGCAAGACUUCGUAUGGUGUCCGUACCCUUCGUUUUCUAAGAAUGAGCUCUUAUCUUGGAACAGGCACAAGAUCUGUCAAUCCCCCUCAGUUAAAUAUGUCUUUUGCUGAAAUAGUAGAGGCAACAAAAAACUUCGAGGCCAAAUUGCUGAUUGGGAAAGGAGGCUUCGGUAAGGUUUAUAGAGGAACUCUACGGAAUGAUCUCAAAGUGGGAAUGAAAAGAAGCGAGUCAAAACAUGGUCAGGGCCUUCCAGAAUUCCAAACUGAGGUUAUGGUUCUAUCCAGGAUUCGACAUCGCCAUCUUGUUGCCCUGAUUGGAUAUUGCAAUGAAGGGCCUGAGAUGAUACUGGUGUAUGAGUUCAUGGAGAAGGGGAAUCUCAGAGACCAUCUUUACAAGUUGCAUCAGAAUCUGGAGAAAUCAUCUAUAUUAUCUUCAUUGACAUUGAAUCAAAGGCUUGAAAUUUGUAUCGGAGCAGCUGAGGGUCUUCAUUACCUCCACACCAGUUCAGAUGGAGGAAUCAUUCAUCGUGAUGUUAAGUCCACAAACAUAUUGCUUGAUGAAGGAUAUGUAGCAAAGGUUGCGGAUUUUGGCCUUUCCAAAUCAGGUCUGCUUGAUCCAGCUGAGCGCAGCAUAGGCGUAAAAGGCAGCUUCGGUUAUCUCGAUCCUGAGUAUUUUAAAUGCCUUCAGUUCACGGAAAAAUCUGAUGUUUAUUCAUUUGGUGUGGUACUCCUGGAAGUGCAUUGUGCUAGACCAGCUAUCCUUACCUCCCAAAGGAUGGAAGAAAUAAAUUUAGCUGAGUGGGGAUUGUCUUGGUUAAAAAAAGGGGAACUUGAAAAGAUUAUUGAUCCUUCAGUGGCAGGCCAGAUUAAUAUUAAUUCACUGAGGAAAUUCAGUGAAAUAGUUGAGAAAUGUCUGAAGCCCACUGGAGCCAACAGGCCUACAAUGCAUGAUGUCUACUGGGACUUGAAAUACACAUUGCAGCUACAGCAAACUGCAGUGUGCCGAGAGCCCCACGAGGACAGCGCCAUAGAUCCUUCUCUGGACUCAUCAUCACCAACUUUUCAGCAUUUACCAUCAAACAGCUUCCCAAUGGAGAAAGAUUAUGUGCCUAUGGAAAAGGAUGAUGGUUCUGCCACAACAUCUAGUGGAGUCUUCUCCCAGCUGAAGAUUGAUGAUGGCAGAUAGUCCUUUGCCUAGUAAUUUGUCUGUUCUAUCACUAUGUUGAUGUUGAAUGUAUAUUGUUUCUAAGACUUUCAUUGAGUUCACGCACAUUUGUAUUAAUACAGCCUUAUUUUCAUGUUGUGUAUGUGUAGUGCAAUUCUGUCCAAAAUUAUCAACUCUAGUGGGUGAUAUUCAAGUGA
Messenger RNA from Gossypium raimondii (Peruvian cotton), 2856 nucleotides. Its product is annotated as probable receptor-like protein kinase At5g24010. The record is from RefSeq and is a predicted model, not a curated record. Gene Ontology annotation, cellular component: plasma membrane; plasmodesma. Bases 176 to 2680 code for a protein of 834 amino acids. NCBI's taxonomy places the organism in Eukaryota, Viridiplantae, Streptophyta, Magnoliopsida, Malvales, Malvaceae. Gene Ontology annotation, molecular function: transmembrane receptor protein tyrosine kinase activity; ATP binding. Gene Ontology annotation, biological process: protein autophosphorylation. The transcript has a single exon.